GAUUGAUUCUUUUGGACAUCUGUUGCUUAGUAGUGCAUGCGAUCUUACACUUCCAUUGUUUCUUCUGAACAAACAAUUCUGUCUGGUGGAUUGGUAAUGUUAUUGCCAACUUCAGGGAUGAAGCCAGGAAUUAGACAUGGGAGGGGCCAAUUAGACAUGAAGGGGGCCAAUUAGACUAGGAAUUAGACUGAACUGCAGUUAACACAUGCUGAUUAGCACUUCAUUAGCUGGAUGGCAACAUCGUUGGGGGUGCCAGGCCCCCUCCAGCCAUGCUGUGGCUUCGCCAUUGACCAACUUGACCUAGGAUUUCUGGGCAUUUUUUUGGCGUAUAUUUUCUUGUGCAUGACUUCAUGUUGACUCAAAUAGUUCCUGAAAAUAACUUGUGUGGAUGCAAUUCUUCAGCACAAAUUUAGAAUCUGCUGUUGACCUAAUAAGAUCAUCCAUUGAACCAUGUUGCCAUUAUUUAUGCCAUGCCAUGACCAUAACGUCAGAUGAAUGACAUGUUGCUUGAAAGCAUAAUUCCAUCACCUUCAAAGAACUGAUUCGUGAUAUCUUGUGUAAUACAUUGAAUACCCACAGUGACUUGAUUUUCAUUUAGGGAGCAGGGGAUUGGCUAAUUAAAAAAAUGAUGUGUCCUAUUACUUCCCAAUUAUACUAUUCUUAGAGAAAGGUCUCUAAAGUUGAACUUGGUUCUUUAUUGCAAAAAAUGGGCCAGCUUCUCCUUUUCACCCUGUUUGGCAGCUCAACUAUUAAAUUCGAUUUUCUUGUGACUUAGUUAACUGCUUUCAGUAGUAGCAUAGCUGUUAUAGUCAUGUCGAGAGAAGAGGAUAUGGUUGGAAUUGCAAAUAUGCACCAUUUACCACUAUUUUUUUUAUUCUUUUAGCACUUCAUACAGAUAAAUGUCAAAUGUUCGUUAAGGAUUUCUUUUCUUUUUUUAUACAGCUAAUAGUAGCAAAUGUCAUUCAUUGUUCAACCUGAGAGCUCCUGAAAUAGCUGCUUACUGUAAGGACUUUAGCUGUUACCAUAAUGCUAUAGUAGGGCAUGGAAAAGAUUGCUUAGAAAAAUAGGUAGAUGCAUGCAUCAUCCUGUUCAUCCUUUCCUUCUUCCUCUUUUUUAUAUGAAAAGUAGAUAAAAAAAAACUACUCCAUUGUUCUUUCCUGGUUACCUCCUUCACUACUUUUCCUUCUCUGCAAGCUCAACUCAUAGGCGUUGCACGUACGGAUAAUGCUAGGCUAUUACUCCUAGCUGUAGUGAGGGCUUCACAGCCCUACACUAUCUUUUCCUCAUCAGAAACACUAUCUUAGAGAAAAGAGGAUACAAAAGCUGGCCGAUGCAUUGAGUGACCCCAUGCAUCAACCUUGUAGUUGGCACCGAAUCCCACUAUCCGAGGCAGCUUCACCAUGACACAUCCAUCUGUUUGCUUCAUCUCCCAUCCCCACCCGGCCACCCCACCUCCCUUUUCUUUUCCUUUUGGUUUGGCUCUUAAAAGUUGCGUAUCUUUGGCUCUUUCCAAGGGAGGGAGGGAGGGUACGUCGAUUAGAGCCUCCCCCAGAAUCACAAUGUGCUACUUCUACUCACUGGUCACCACUGGUUGCAUUUCCUGUUUGGUCUCCAAAAUGAAAUCUGAACCAGUAUGAACGAGAUCUGGAGGCCUUUCUUCCUGUCUAGUGGCUUCUGAUUCCCUGCCUCUGAAACUUCAAAUCCUGCUUACCAUUAAUAAUCUGCUCCCUGUUGUCAUUGAUUCGUGGCGCUUUAACGGGUUGGCAGUGUGAAAUGGAGCUCGGACUAAACGGGUUCAAGAUGUUAGAUGGGGGAAUAAAGCGCAUGCUUGUCCAUGGCGCCUUGCUCACUUAUAGCAUGUUUUUUUAUUGCCAGCAAUUUGGAUGGCUGAGGAAUUAUUCACUGACUCCCUCGUUCGAAAAUCUAAAUGGUACACCUAUGGCACUAAGGCUACUUGUCACACUGAUGAGUGAUGAGAGGAUGCAGUGCCAAGAGCCAGAGGAACGAGCUCGACUCAUCGACUGGUCCCUGGUGUGCCGUCUGCAGUCGUUGCACGGAAUGGCAGUUUGGCCUGGACUGGGAGCAUGGUCGAGACGGACGGUUUCUCCAGAGCUUGGACGCACGCUGCCGGCCUCGCCGUCCCGUGUGUCACGGGUACUUGUGCAGCACCAGCGGAUCAACGUCGCCGGCCCACCCGUCAGCCACACGGCGGAGCCUGGGCCUGGGCCUGGACACCGUGAUGUUAACCUGAUCUGUUCCUGCAGCUCAGCGUGCUUUCUGCUUUGGUAAAAGCGACACGUCCAUACCAGUGGCCGCCGCUGGGCUGCUGCGCUUGAUGUGCCUGUCCUGAGUACAUCGCAAGUCCAGUCUCAGUUCAGUAAUUCCUCCCCACUGCAUCGUGCUUCGUGUAGGGAUGCCAAUUGGUAUAACGGUUACGAGUAGUGAUCGCUCAUACUCGUACCCACUAGUUCUAGUUUGUCUAUGGAUACAUUUGCGAAUAUUCGUGGGCGAAGAGUAGGCAACAAACUUAUCGUGUAUGGGCAUACCUCUGGCUAAUGGAGGGCUGGAAGUUGGGGGUGGCGGUGGAUAGAUUUAAGUCUCUAAGAAGGGGAUCGGGGAGAACUGAGAAUGGGAUUAGGGAUUGGAAUUAGGGGUGGCGGCAAGGUGCUGGAUUAGACGAGUGAUCGGAUGACAUAAUGUACAUGUAUGUUUACCUAUUUUCAUGUUUGUAUAUCAGUCGGACAGUAUUUUUCGCACAUAAA
Phragmites australis (common reed) is the source of this 2762-nucleotide messenger RNA. RefSeq lists its product as uncharacterized. NCBI's taxonomy places the organism in Eukaryota, Viridiplantae, Streptophyta, Magnoliopsida, Poales, Poaceae. The coding region runs from base 1774 to 2289 and encodes 171 amino acids. The record is from RefSeq and is a predicted model, not a curated record. The transcript has 2 exons.